AUGCCGGAGCCCGGGCCGGAUGCCUCGGGCACUGCCAGCGCGACGCCCCCGCAGCCGCCGCCCCAGCCUCCCGCAACCAAGGAAUCCCCGUUCUCCAUCAGGAACCUGCUCAACGGAGACCAUCACCGGCCGCCCCCGAAGCCUCAGCCGCCCCCACGAACGCUCUUUGCGCCGGCCUCGGCCGCCGCCGCCGCGGCCGCCGCUGCUGCGGCCGCAGCCAAAGGUGCCCUGGAGGGCGCCGCGGGCUUCGCGCUCUCGCAGGUGGGCGACCUGGCUUUCCCCCGCUUUGAGAUCCCAGCGCAGAGAUUUGCCCUGCCCGCGCACUACCUGGAGCGCUCCCCGGCCUGGUGGUACCCCUACACCCUGACCCCCGCCGGCGGCCACCUCCCGCGACCAGAAGCCUCGGAGAAGGCCCUCCUUCGAGACUCCUCCCCUGCGUCCGGCACCGACCGCGACUCCCCGGAGCCUCUGCUCAAGGCUGACCCCGACCACAAGGAGCUGGACUCCAAGAGCCCGGACGAGAUCAUUCUGGAAGAGAGCGACUCCGAGGAAGGCAAAAAAGACGGCGAGGCGGUGCCUGGCUCGGCCGGGACCACAGUAGGGGCGACUGCGGCGACACCAGGCUCAGAGGACUGGAAGGCGGGCGCUGAGAGUCCCGAGAAGAAGCCGGCUUGCCGCAAAAAGAAGACGCGCACCGUCUUCUCCCGCAGCCAGGUCUUCCAGCUCGAGUCCACCUUCGACAUGAAACGCUACCUGAGCAGCUCCGAGCGAGCCGGCCUGGCUGCGUCGCUUCACCUCACCGAGACACAGGUCAAGAUCUGGUUCCAGAAUCGCCGCAACAAGUGGAAGCGACAGCUGGCAGCCGAGCUGGAGGCGGCCAACCUGAGCCACGCCGCUGCGCAGCGCAUCGUGCGCGUGCCCAUCCUCUACCACGAGAACUCUGCGGCCGAGGGGGCGGCGGCGGCCGCGGGGGCCCCGGUGCCGGUCAGCCAGCCGCUGCUCACCUUUCCGCACCCGGUCUACUACUCACAUCCGGUGGUCUCCUCCGUGCCCCUGCUACGGCCGGUGUGAGACGGGAUAGGGGAGAGGGAGUGAGCACCCGGCCACCUUUCGGGGGCCCCGGAGGAGACUGGGCCGGGCCGAGGGUGCAAGGGCUGUGGCCAGCGACCUUGGGCUCACUGCCUUGCCUCCCACCCCCCAAUAACAUUUUGUAAGUAUUUGCAAUGCAUUUUCGUGCAAUUCAUUCCUGUGAAUUUGAGGCGCCUCUCCUCUCAUUUUUGGUUUUGCUUACCAUUGAGAGAAAACGGGGUGGGGUUUGGGGGAACCACAAAAUUACCAGGUCAAAACUUCCAACUGAAAGUUGUU
Molecule: messenger RNA, 1365 nt
Organism: Grammomys surdaster
Lineage: Eukaryota; Metazoa; Chordata; Mammalia; Rodentia; Muridae
Gene: Hmx3
Product: H6 family homeobox 3
Exons: 2
Coding region: 1-1071 (356 amino acids)
Biological process (GO): regulation of transcription by RNA polymerase II
Cellular component (GO): nucleus
Molecular function (GO): DNA-binding transcription factor activity, RNA polymerase II-specific; RNA polymerase II transcription regulatory region sequence-specific DNA binding
Source: RefSeq, a predicted model, not a curated record